AUGGAAGUCGGGGAACACGACCGACGGUUCGAUUCACUGAAUAAGCUCUGCCAAUCAACCUCAUCCCAGGAGGCUAAAUUUGAUAACUGCCCCUUCGAUCUCAAUGUGGAAUCUGACCCUGUCCCGGAUUUAUCGUGUCCGACGCCGGCCGAACCUACCGGAAUAUUUAUGGUUUCGGCAUGGGAUAGAGGUUCAAUUGAACAAAUUACACCUCAGGAUGAUGAUGAAAUGGAUUUCCAAACCCCUACGGAGCAGCAUGUUUGCUCCUCUGAAGACAAAAUAUUUAUGCUGGAGAACCCACAGUCGUCGAUCUUGGAGGAAUUGGAUAAUGACUCUGUGUUGGAGAAGAGAGGAGUUUCUGAGGAGGAUGUGGAAAUGGAAUGGGAUGUUGAAACCAUGCCUAUUGGUGAGAAGGCAUGUAAAGAUACGAGUGGGGAUGAAGAUUUCGGUAUUUGUAUGAAUAUGGAACGAAUAGACAAGUUUAAGUAUAUUAAUGGUGGCAGUACUGAGAGGAAACGGAAGGAGAGAAUUUGUGGAGUUGACAGUCGUGUUGGUACAAGGCGUGAGUUGCCAUCAUCAAUGAAGUGUAAAGAGAAGAAUACUGGAAGCAGGGAGGUUGUAGGGAAUGUUGGGAUGAAGAAUGGAGUUUUCUAUGAUUUAUUGGAACUUUCGAAGCCUGUCUUUUCCAAAGUGGAUAGUGACUCAGACUCAGAGGAUGUGGAUUUCUUGGAGAGAGCUAAGAGAUUGUAG
Messenger RNA from Fraxinus pennsylvanica, 750 nucleotides. Lineage: Eukaryota; Viridiplantae; Streptophyta; Magnoliopsida; Lamiales; Oleaceae. The record is from the annotation of a GenBank genome assembly.